This is a messenger RNA of Fimicolochytrium jonesii, 1410 nucleotides long. Its product is annotated as ribonuclease H-like domain-containing protein. NCBI's taxonomy places the organism in Eukaryota, Fungi, Chytridiomycota, Chytridiomycetes, Spizellomycetales, Powellomycetaceae. Gene Ontology annotation, biological process: exonucleolytic trimming to generate mature 3'-end of 5.8S rRNA from tricistronic rRNA transcript (SSU-rRNA, 5.8S rRNA, LSU-rRNA). The transcript is spliced from 2 exons. Gene Ontology annotation, molecular function: 3'-5'-RNA exonuclease activity; nucleic acid binding. Bases 184 to 1215 code for a protein of 343 amino acids. The record is from RefSeq and is a predicted model, not a curated record.
GCCACGAACCAAAGUCGACGUGGCAGCUGCGACCCGCUGGUCACCGCUUUGUGAAUUUGAAUUUGGGAACAGAGGGAAAAAGCGGACAUACGACUGCAGGGAUAAGCAACUUUGCUCCUCGGUUUUUAGGACGUGAGUUCAAGUCGAUAACCGCCAUAGCUUUUUCCCGGCCGAAUACAGUCAAUGACCAAGCCGGAGUUCGCAUCCAGUAACGACGAGAAACUUCCUCCAAAGAGGGAAUGUCGGGAUAACGCAGGGUCUCUUAAGUCUGAAACGCCAACGGACGCCUCCAUCCGACCAGUCGUUGACGCCCUACGACAGCAGCUUGAAGAUCUGGGGCUCAGCACUCGCGGUCGGCGGCAGGAACUGCAGAAGCGACUGAGAGCUGCCAGGAAGAAGGCGCAGGCCGGAGACACGGCGGGUGUUGUCGACCCCCCAAUAGUACAAAAACUGAGUGCAGCGAGCGAAAACGAGCAGAGCAUACCGGCGACGACGACGGACCCGGACAGGCCGGAGGGAAGCCAGCCAUAUGAUUUUUACUGCGUUCUCGACGUUGAAGCCACGUGCGACAAAGAUACCCUUUUUGAGUUUCCGAACGAGAUCAUUGAGUUUCCGGUCAUCCUUAUCGACGGAAGAACGAUGGAAGCGAUCGCCACGUUCCACCGAUAUGUGAGACCGGUCGUCAAUCCCUUACUUAGCGACUUUUGCAUAGAGUUGACUGGCAUCACGCAAGACGUCGUGGACGGAGCGAAAUCCUUUCCUGAGAUGAUGUGCGAAUUCGAAGAGUGGUUAGGAACGUACACCACCUACCCGUUCGACAACGUGAUGUUCGUUUGCGACGGGCCCUGGGAUAUCCGCGACUUUAUACGCAAGCAGUGCGAGCAUUCCGUUGUUUCACGGCCGCCAUAUCUCUGCAAAUUCGUGGACCUGCGGAGACUUUACAUCGAGCAUUACCACCGCGAGAGGGCGAAUCUGGCCGGGAUGCUUGCCGGCUUGGGCAUGCAGUUUGAGGGUCGCGAGCAUUCGGGGUUGGAUGAUGCGAAGAACAUUGCGAGGAUCGUUGUCAAGAUGAUGAAAGAGGAUGGAUGUAUUUUCAAGCCGAACAAGCAAGUCAAGCUGAGCAAAAGGCGGGUGUCGAGGAAUGGCAAGGUGCUUUACACCACUGGAGACAAUAACUCGUCUCAUUGGACGAAAGGGGAUGUCAUCACCUUCUGAAAUGACCCCAAUCGAAAUGAUGGAACCCGGGGUGCUGGACGCUGCAGGAUGACACCGAGAUACCAGACCACGACCAUCAUACUUCUAUCCUUUGCCCCCAGCCGAUCCAAUAGAAGUAGACAGCAUUAUUUAUGUACAGAUUGUAUAACAGAAAGAUAUACCCCUCGAAUCCAAAUUUGACAAACAUGCACCCCG